This is a messenger RNA of Salvelinus namaycush (lake trout), 663 nucleotides long. Its product is annotated as pyruvate dehydrogenase E1 component subunit alpha, somatic form, mitochondrial-like. The record is from RefSeq and is a predicted model, not a curated record. NCBI's taxonomy places the organism in Eukaryota, Metazoa, Chordata, Actinopteri, Salmoniformes, Salmonidae. The coding region runs from base 1 to 663 and encodes 220 amino acids. Gene Ontology annotation, molecular function: oxidoreductase activity, acting on the aldehyde or oxo group of donors, disulfide as acceptor. The transcript is spliced from 7 exons.
AUGUUAUGGUGUGCACUAGCCUGUCAGUACCAGGGUAACAACCAGGUCUGUGUGAUGCUGUACAGAGACGGAGCAGCCAACCAUGGCCAGAUCUUUGAGUCUUUCAACAUGAUGUCUCUAUGGAAGCAGUGUAUCUUCAUCUGUGAGAAGAACAAGUUUGGCAUGGGAGCGCAUGUGGAGAGGUCUUCUGCUAGCACUGAGUACUUCAAGAAACAAUAUUCUUGGCCUCAUGGUAGGACACACACACAAUCAGUGAGUGUGGACGGUAUGGACAUUCUGUGUGUGAGGGAAGCCAACAAGUUCGCUGCAGACCACUGCAGAGCCAGGAAGGGUCCUAUUGUCAUGGAGUCGGAGACCUACUGUUACCAUGGACACAGCAUGAGCGACCCUGGGGUUAGCAACCAUAUCCGUGACGAGAUCCAGGAAGUGCGCAGUAAGAGUGACCCCAUCACUAUGCUGAAGGAAUGCAUGCUGUCCAACAACAUGGCUUCUGUGAAGGAGCUCGAAGAAAUAGAUGUAAAGAUCAGGAAGGUGAACAAGAACGGGGCCCAGUUUGACCCAGAGCCGCCAUUGGACGAGCUCUGCAACCACAUCUUCGCCAACAAACCGCCCAUGGAGGUACGCCGGACCAACCCCUGGGUCAAACUAAAGUCUGUCAGCUAG